This is a messenger RNA of Sarcophilus harrisii (Tasmanian devil), 3181 nucleotides long. It is a transcript of the gene DHODH, whose product is annotated as dihydroorotate dehydrogenase (quinone). Lineage: Eukaryota; Metazoa; Chordata; Mammalia; Dasyuromorphia; Dasyuridae. Gene Ontology annotation, biological process: pyrimidine ribonucleotide biosynthetic process; 'de novo' pyrimidine nucleobase biosynthetic process. Gene Ontology annotation, molecular function: dihydroorotate dehydrogenase activity. The record is from RefSeq and is a predicted model, not a curated record. Gene Ontology annotation, cellular component: cytoplasm; mitochondrial inner membrane.
CAGAGGGCAGCAUAAGGAACGAACUGAAGGAGACCGCCCUCCCCCUUCUUGUUAGCGCAAAAAACGGAGGCUUUUCACCUUCCUUCCGGAGGUGAUGACUGCCGCGGGGGCCGGCCUGCGGCCCCUCCACUAAUGGUGGGGGGUACCCGGACUGAGGCUUUUGCCUGCGGCAGGCCGCUAAAGCUUUGCAGGACUCGGUUUUCUCCUCCGCAAAAGCAGGGUAAAGGGAAUCAGGCCCGGGUUAGGCCUUCCGGCGUCUUGUCGUGGAGGGGUGGGUCUCCUUUGCUUUGCCUCCUCCGAUUGGCCUCCGCCAAUGAUCACGGGACCGGAGGCGGGGCUUCCUGCGGUGACUCGGCCGGCAUGGCGGGACGACUGCUGAGGAAGCGCGCCUGGGAGGCGGCCUUUAUCCUGGGCGGGGGAGGCCUGAUCUUCGCCUCCUACCUGACGGCCGUGGGCGACGAGCACUUCUACGCCCAGCACCUGAUGCCCACGCUGCAGAGGCUGCUGGACCCGGAGCAGGCGCACAAGCUGACCAUCCGCUGCAUCUCCCUGGGCCUCCUCCCGAGCCACGCCCUGCCCGACUCCGCCCGGAUGGAAGUGCGGGUCCUAGGCCAUAGAUUCCGAAAUCCUUUGGGAAUGGCUGCAGGCUUUGACAAGCAUGGGGAAGCGGUGGACGGACUUUAUAAGAUGGGCUUUGGUUUUGUUGAGGUGGGAAGCGUUACCCCAAAACCUCAGGAAGGAAACCCUAAGCCCAGAGUCUUCCGGCUCCCAGAAGACCAGGCUGUCAUUAACAGAUAUGGGUUCAACAGUCACGGACUCUCAGUGGUGGAGCACAGGUUACGAGCCCGGCAGGAGAAGCAGUCUAAGCUCACUGAAGAUGGCAUGCCGCUAGGAAUAAACCUGGGAAAGAAUAAGAGCUCCUCAGAUGCUGCGGCUGAUUAUGCAGAAGGAGUUCGAGUGAUGGGGCCUUUGGCUGACUACUUGGUGGUGAAUGUUUCCAGUCCUAACACUGCUGGAUUGAGGAAUCUGCAGGGGAAAGAAGAAUUACGCCAGCUGCUGAACAAGGUGCUGAAAGAGAGGGACGCCUUAGAGGGUGGGCACAAGCCUGCAGUGCUGGUGAAAAUUGCCCCAGAUCUCACGGCCCAGGAGAAGAAGGAGAUCGCCAGUGUGGUCAGGGAGGUGGGCAUCGAUGGCUUGAUAAUCACCAACACGACCGUCAGUCGCCCCGCCAGCCUCCAGGGAGCACUUCGAUCUGAAGUGGGAGGACUGAGUGGGAAACCCCUCCGAGACAUGUCAACGCAGACUGUGAGUGAGAUGUACUCACUCACCCAAGGCAAAAUUCCCAUAAUUGGUGUCGGUGGGAUCAGCAGUGGGCAAGAUGCGUUGGAGAAGAUCCGCGCCGGUGCCUCCUUGGUCCAGAUGUACACAGCAUUUACCUACGGGGGACCCCCCGUGAUAGGGAAAAUCAAGCGGGAGUUAGAGGCCCUUCUGGAAGAGCAGGGUUUCAGCCAACUCACAGAUGCGAUUGGAGCAGAUCAUCGGAGCUGAGCAGAGCAUUCUUUGUGACGUCAUGACUCACUCUGUGGAUGAGAAGAAUCCACCUUGAAGUGGAUCCCCUGUAUUCCAGAAGACCUGACUCACUGACUUGGCUUGACUGGACUAUAAAGAACAAUGUCAUUGAGACUUCAGAGAACUUUUGUGGCCUGUUCUCACUAUGAACCUCAAUUAUGAUUCUUUUAAAAAUUCAAGCCCCAAGAGCUUUCAUUAUUGUGAACAUUUUGUACAUAAAAAAAAAAAAAAACUAUCAUAAAGUCAUAUAAAGUUUAUUUUUAGAACACUAGCCACUUUCUAUAGGGACUCUUAUUCUACCCACUCCCCUCAAUGUGGAGUCCCUUGGAUCACACAUUUCUGGUUAGACAGGAUAAUGGCCACUUCAAGGCCGAGUUAAAAUUCUCAUGCUAAGCCUGCAGAACCGCCACUUUUCUUUUCUAGGGAGAGAUGGACAAAGAUUGGUGGUGGGGACAAGCUCAGCUCUUUUUGACUUAGAGAAGAUUUUAGAGCCACUUUGGAUGGCUUGAACAGGGUCCUACUUCCUACCAGGGUGGUGGUGAACUGGCCCCACUGUGCAUCAGAGUUUAUUUUGACUGCAUAUUUGUGACAAGAUUUUUGCUUUUACUUUUCAGAUAUAAUAACAGUAACAGUAGUUAAUAGCAUUUAUGUGGUGCUUUAUAGUUUACAAAGCAAUUUACUCAUUAUCUUUUUUGGUCCUCACAACAACGAGGUAAGUGCUGCUCUCUCUGAUCUUACGUAUGAGAAAACUGAGGCCGAGAAGGUUAAAUGAGAGUUAACACAGAUGAGUGAAGCAGGAUUUGAAUUUGGGUCUUUCUAUCUCUGCUACCUUGGGGAAAGAAGGGAAGGGAGGAGAUAGGUUAGGGCUAUUUCCUGGCCCCACAAAGAUGAGAACAGAAGGAAGACCAGAAGGCACAUGGACAAACAGGACCUCACUGAAAGUUGUAAAUGUUGAAUUUCUUGUACUUAUGCAGAAAAGUCAGCACUUUCCUGUAUAAUCCUUCUCUUCAGCAUAUAUGGACAUGCUUAUUUUAUUAGGUGUUUACUAAAUUUAGAAUUUUAAAAAAAUGGAAUAAUACAAAAAAGGCAGAGGCUUUCCCUAAAACAGGAAAGAAUGGGAGAAUGAGAAAUGAGGAUAAAGGAAAAGAGAAAAUGGGGAGUGAAGACAGUGACAAACGAAAGCUAAUAGAAAAUGGGGAGUGAAGACAGUGACAGAUGAGAGCUGAUAGAGACUACAGUGAGGCCUGAGGUGGUUUGAAACCAGGACGAGGAGGUGCUAAUGGCGAGUGUGUGAAAUGAAGGGGUGUAGAAACUGGGUGAGAUGGGGUCCCAGGGAGGCCCAGGGGUGACUCCUCAUGCACUGACUUCUGCGGGGGCUCCUCCCUACCUGAAGGUAAAGUGCUCAUCUUGGAAGGAGGGCGAGUCACAGCCACGUUGAAUGUGACUCCACAGGGGCUUCCGGGGCUCAGUGCUUGUGUCUUUGAUCUGAAGGUGGGGGAUGUUUGCAACAUGUAUGGGGAAAGCUUUGGACAUGGCUUUGUGAAACCUCAUCUACCCUUGAUGUCUUAAUUGAGUUGUUCUGUAAUUUCAAUAUAUUUGUUUUUCUUUGUAA